CAGCACUCUAUGACGUCAUUUCCGAUACCAAUAAUUUUUGUCUGAAAAUUCCACGGCCAUAAACUAUAUUACUGUACAUUCAAUAUAAAUAUCUACGUGUACUUCCUCAUAAAAGAUAAAUCUCUUUACAGACGRAUCAAAUUUCGUUUUGUCAGAUAGCCGAUGACACGCYGACGAAGCUUCAAAGUUCGUAGUAAGAGCAAAUUAUCCGAUUACUCUCCGACAAUUUCACGAAUAAGCACGACGAAGCCUAACAAAGCGUUCAUAGCGGCAAGURGAAUCGGUUAUCCAGCAAGAUCCCAAGAUGACAUUGAGGCUUACCGCUAUUCAGCCCACCUUUACGGCAAAGAUGAAGAAUUAAGAAGAAGUACGGGGUCUAUAUAUGGGGCUGAAAGCCCAACCAAGACAAAGUCCCCUCCAGGAAUGCAUGUCAGAAGUAGUAGUGACACCAGUGAGAUCAAUUUUGCACUGYUGAAAAAUAGCUAUGAGAACUCKAUUACUGAACCACGUUCUCCAACUGGAGAGAGUUUCUUUGCAAUUGUUCAGAGGUUUGAACAAAACAUCAAGAAUGAAAAUAAGAGACCUUUUAUCAGGAAAGGCGGUGUUCAAGUUGAUGGCUCRACGUUUAUAGAAAAUCUCCGUGAAUAUCAUAACUAUGGUUCUGCUGGCAGUAGCCCUACCAUUGAGAAAAAGACUCCAAUUUUACGRCGGAAGAAUUCUCUUCGUUCAAAUACUACUUCAUUUUUUAGAAUAAAGAAAAAUUAUGAYAAUAARGAUGAUUCUGAAUCAAUGGACUCRACACCAACACGGAAAUAUCUGGCACACUACGAUUGCCAAAGYUUGUGUGUAAAUUAUGAUGAACAAGCUCAACUGCGUGCUCGYUUUGGUGAUGGCAUGAAGCGYAAAAACACUCGCUCUGGAGCUUCUGCAGCCUCAGCAAAGAUARCAGCAGCUCAGCGUGCUGAUCAGCUGGGUUCUAAUUCAAGUCUGGAUAAAGUAGAUGAAGUAGCUGAUUAUGGUGACAAUAAAUCCAGUGAACUUGUUCAGAGUUGUCCUUAUUUUAGGAAUGAGCUUGGCGGUGAGGAUGAUAUGGAUCCACAAAUUAGUUUGACAAGAGAUAACACAGCCUUUCAAAAUCCACAUGAUUCAUCUACACCUAAUAAGAAYGGCACUGUAAACACUCUAAAACGAAGGUCAACAUUGGAUAUUUUAUUAACAGCAUAUGAUUCAGCAAGAAGAGGAAAUCUCAGAAGUGGUACCGGAGUCACCAUUCUUGACAAUUCCAAACCAGAAAGUGGCUCACUUUACUUGGGUGAAGGUGGCAGCUGGUCAGAUGAUGAAGGGAAAAUUGUGUUUGAGCAUGCUGAUCAUGGAGCUUACUAUUAUAGAAAUUUCUUUGUAGGACAAGAACAUCUCACCUAUCUUGGAAGUGAUGAAAAGCUUGGACCCAUUGCUAUUUCYUUAAAACGUGAAAAGCUUGAUGAAAACACGUCAUUGGUAAAGAAYGAUACUGAUGUUCAAGGAACUCAGUACCAGUACCGCAUAAUCAUAAGAACAUCUCAUCUCACAACUCUGAGAGGAAAUGUUCUAGAAGAAGCUGUACCAUCCACAUCUCGCCAUGGUACAGCAAGAGCUCUUCCUGCUAAAGAUAUUUUGGAGUAUAUCGCACCUGAAAUACAGCUUCAAUGCCUAAGGCAAGCUACUCAAGGGAUCAAGGUUCCAGAAAUGUUAAUGAAGCUUGAUGAACAAGGGAUGACCAAUCAGUACAAGGUGGGCAUUCUGUAUUGCAAAGCUGGUCAGUCUACUGAAGAAGAGAUGUACAACAAUCAGAUUGCUGGUCCAGCUUUUGAGGAAUUCUUGAAUCUUAUCGGGAACAAAGUUGCGUUGAAAGGAUUUACUGGAUAUAAAGCACAACUAGAUAAUAGAAAUGAUUCUACRGGAGAAUACUCAGUUUACACUACUUUUCAUAAUCGAGAAAUUAUGUUUCACGUAUCAACAUUACUACCAUGGACACCAAACAACAAACAACAACUUUUAAGGAAAAGGCACAUUGGCAAUGACAUAGUAACUAUAGUCUUCCAAGAACCCGGGGCUUUGCCAUUUACUCCUAAGAACAUCCGUUCUCAUUUUCAACAUGUCUUCAUUGUAGUCCAAGUGUUUAAUGCAUGUACUGAUUCUACAUAUUAUAGGUAAAUAAUACUGCAUUCUAUUAUUGAAUGUUAUUUGAAGGUUCAGGGAGGAUUAAUCAGUCAUUUUUCUGUGUGUAGCAUUAUUAAUGCUGAAAAUGCAGCUCACAARUCCGAAAAGUUCAGUACGAUGGCUACACGCACCAGACAUGAAUACCUCAAGGACCUAGCUACAAAUUAUGUCACCAACAUUACAUUAGACACUGGAUCAAGCAAGUCUUCAUUUGGGAAGUUUUCUUUGUCUGGGAAAAAGAAAGAGAAAGUUCGCCCACCCAUCAGUCCUGAACGGGUAGCAAGAGGUGGCCUGGUGUGGAAUGUGGAGGUUGAGGACUACAGGAACUCGACAAUGAUUCAGUGUGUAAUGGCAAUAUCAUCAGACACGCUUGUUCUCAUUGAUUCAUCGAGCAAGGAAUCGAUUCUAAGUGUGUCAACAAAGGCUAUAAUAGGRUGGACCUCUUUAUCUUCAAGUAUCAAAGUAUUUUAUGGAGGAGGUGACUGUCUUGUUCUCAACAUACCUACUUCUGAUUCUGAUGAUUUGCCUGAGAUUGUUCGAAGACUGGAGUCUGUGACCAUAGGAUGUCAGACCCAGACGAUUACCCUACGUCGAAAUGCGCAUGGUCAGCUUGGCUUCCAUGUGCAGUACGAAGGUCUUGUGGCUGACGUUGAAAUCGGAGGCUACGCUUGGCAAGCAGGGUUAAGACAUGGCUGUCGACUUGUGGAGAUCAAUGGAUUAAUAGUAGCCACACUGACUCAUGAACAAAUGAUUGAAAUCCUACGAAAACCAGGGUCCGUGACAGUUGUGAUUGUCUCGCCUCUUCCAAGUGGAAAACCAAGAAAAGGCCAACAGCCUUCUAAUUAUCAGUACUGGUGGUCAGCGAGGUCAUCCACKUCUACCAUCUCGUCAUAUGGAGGCAGUUUGACCUCGGUGGGUGAAGACCAUGAAUCACGUGACCAGCGCAAUCCUCCCAGAGUGCUACCGAAGUAUCACAAAAGAUCGAGAGAAGAGAAUGAUAUCGAUGCGAGCAGUUCGUUGUCGUCCAUUACUGGCAGCUCGUCAACUUUAAAUGACGAUACUCGCAGUCGUACGCCGUCGUACGGUGCUGCUUACACAGUAACGUCUGUCAAUCCCAUUAUACAAGAACUUGAGAAAGCACAAAUGAACAAUCACGGAUCUCAAGGGUCGUCAAGCUCGUACGAGAAYCUCAACACACCGAGGCCGCGGAAAUGGAGCGGAGUCAGUUCUGAUUCAGACAGGAAAGGAACACCCAGCUCUGUUGGYGUUACAUUGAAGAAACCAACUUCGAAAGGUACUUUAUAUGUCAUUGCMAGCGGRCCCCAGUCACCUGGUGCCCAGGCUCCCACUGGUGAGACGCCGUUGUUCGGAAGUACGACCCAACGUGAUCGUCACCCACGAGUGGUUGUCGACGAACAUGGYAAAGUGAUUGGUGGAGAAAGUAUCGCUAUCGAAGUACAGUUGACUAAAAAUGGCGAAGUUGAUGCCAAACAAGUGUAUUCCUAUGACUCGGACAGGGAGAAAAGGAAUGGGGACAAGGUUCCUUAUAAAGAGACAACACUUGGGGCUGUUGUCACGACAACUAGUACGUACACACAAGACAACGAGGAUAUAUCUGAGGCUUCCAUGACGGAGACCAUGGAUAAAAUCGAAAAAGCGUUUGCYUUCAAGGCGCCUAAUGUAACAGACUCACCGAGGUAUGAUUAUGGGAAGUUCGACAAGACGUCGAGUUUAAGACGAAGUGGACGAMGAAGUCCUACCGACAAUAACCGACAACCUUCCGAGCAGGCUUCGCAUCGAAAAGACAGUAGCGAACAGACUAUCGUUGCACACGAAAUCAAAAGUGAGAUGGCCAGGGCGUUAUCUCAYGAGGAACUUCAGGUACAGUUGAUAUUGCAGGAACUACAACAAGCUGAAAAGGAUCUUGGAGGCACCGARGGMAGAAUUGAAGUACAAACAGUGGUUGAGAUGUCUCGGGGAAACAACGAAGUGAUACGAGAGAGCACUCCUAAAAACAAAGAAUAUGAUUCUCGCUUAGCACAGAGAAAUAGCAUCAUGGAACGYCUAGAGAGUCAACGGCACGCCAUUGGUGGAGAUAGAGUCGAAGGUUUGAAGAUUUACCACGCCAAAAGUAGGAGUUCUCCAGCAGAUGUAACUAAGGCUCAAGUUAAUCCUCUUGAUAGAGCAUCUAGAAACAAGCAAAUGUCGUCGCAAAAUGACUUGUCCGCCAAAUCUAAAAGCGACCAAGAACGUACCUCUAAAGAAUCCACUGAGGUUGUACAAAGACGUCAGAGUAGGCGUAGAAGGAGUGAGAGASUGGAACAGAGUGACGGUCCUAAAACACCUSACGCAAAUCGCACAGUCAAGCCUGUAGUUCGAUCAGAGCGAAAAAUCAAACUAUCCACGUCAGGAGGCACGGGUAUUACCGAUGAAAAAGCAUCGACUUUACCUCGUUGUAAACCAAACCGGAAGUACCGACAUGCCAUUCGACAACACGACGCUAGUGAUUCAUCUGACGAUGAGUACAGAGGCUCACGUGAUCGUAAWCGAACUGGGGACGCGAUGUCUGCUACUUUACCGCGGGAUACGGAAGAUAGACGACKCUCUCUCGGAGAUAAUACGAGUUCACCGAAGAGCCCUUCACUCAUGAAAGGUGCUCGUUUAACCAAGUUAAAGAUARGCACUGGGGAAGAAUCCAUUGAACUUGUCAACCAAACUGCCCGACUUUUGAGUGCAUCAGAAGAAACUAAACAGGAUUCUAGUUUCAAGAUUUCUAAAGAUGCUUUGCAUUCGCUGACACAGGCGUCAGAUUUAUUAAAAAGUCAGCUUCCAGCCAAAGACAGAAGAGAARCCAGAGGGAGAGAGGGCUCGGAUAGAAGUCGUGAUCGUGAUAAAGAAAAGAAGGACAAGUCAAUGGCUAAGGUUAAAAGUCAUGGUCGUGGGAAGUCACAUGGACCCCACAAGUUCCAUAUUCCCGUUGUUCCUCGAAGGCACAGUUUCGAUGACAGGAUGUUGGCCCAUUCAGUCUCAAAACCUUCAGGAGGCGAAAGUUCAUUUACGAGAGAAAGCAUCGGCCGUGAAGCUGAACUUGAGAUGAAAUUGGCAAUCGUAUCGAAUGCUCUUAUGAAGGAAGGAGAAGAGAAACAGCGAUUGGAAUCAGAUCUAAAAAAGGCAGUAAAAGAGAAUAGAAAACUUCAAGAGAAUCUUCACACAGCGUCCAAACAAUUACGAAAAUUCACAGAAUGGUUUUUUAGUAACGUUGAGCAGCCCAAUCCAUAGCCAUGGAUGAACAGAAGUAUUUUAGGAAUUGGUUGGAAUCUUAUUGUUUCAGAUUAUAAUUUUGUAUUUUUCAUUAUAAAUACAGUCAUGGCAUAUUAAGUGAAAUUCGCUCGGUUGUUGAACGUAGAUUAGGCUGCGCAUUACUUUUCAAAUCAUCUUAUUGCAAAGAGAAGUGUAUUUUAAGCCUAGCCAAACUAGGAUGCAUGUAACGCGGGCGACGAAAUUUAUCGUGGCGAAUUGUAUCAGUCGCUCGUUUUCCGGACUCAAAUCUGGUUUUUGUUAAAUUAUAUCCAGAUUUUUAUUCUUUAUUUUUUACUAGGACGAGGGAAACUGAAAGUAGAUUAAUAAGAAAUCUUCCCUUUCUUUUAUUGCCGGGCUUACUGUUUUAAGAGUGCACAUGAAGGGUUUCUAUAAUUUAAAGCGGUAUAGUUUUAGUUGUACAUAUAUCAUUCACAUCAUUAAUAUUAUAUUAACAUCUCUUGUGAAGAUUCAUAUUAUUAGGAAAGUUUUGCAUGGUAUUUUGUUAUCUUAUAAUAACAUGUAUUCAUACAUUACUACUGGAAGGGCAUGUCGUAAAAGGCGUCGGCUCUACSGUUGAUAAAUCGAAUAUUUUCUGAGAAAAAGAUUAAUUUCGUUACAAAUAGUUUAGUGUAAAGACAUUAAACCAUGGAAAUACUAAAACAGAUCAGCAUGAAAAAAUCGAGUUAGCGAUUUAAAUASGUUGUACAUUUAGUAGUCCAGAGUGAAGUAAAUUAAACCCGUGAAACAUUGACUAUUAAAGUGCGUGAGUCGGACACAAGCAAAUAAUUAGAAGUUACAAUAUUUACUGUAUUAUCUAUUUCAAAUUUUUACUUCACUCUAAGCAUCUUUCAAGGAUUUUUUGACUUAACAUUAACUGUGCAAUGUAAUUCACAAUUUGUUAUACUCAUUAUGAAACAUUCACAACAGCAAAAGAGAAUUUUUGUACAAAUUUAUGAAGUUUUGUUUAAUAUUAAAGUUAUGCUGCUGAGCAGGUAGCUAUARAAUGAUAAAAUUUGCGUUUCAAAAGUAGAGUUGUAGUUUAACGAAAGGUAUUUCGCAUGCUCAUCAACUAUAUAUUUUUAUCGUUUUGAUCGGUGAAGCUUACGUCUGUUGCUUCAAAAACUACUAUUCCCUCACUUCAACAAUGUAAUAAACACACGUGACUAGUUGGAUGAUACUAGAGUAAUUUGUACGAGAUAGUAGUCAUUUUCGUAAGAAUAUACGAAUCUGAUAUUGUUAAUUAUGAUAAUAAAUUUAUUAUARAAAU
Molecule: messenger RNA, 6766 nt
Organism: Exaiptasia diaphana
Lineage: Eukaryota; Metazoa; Cnidaria; Anthozoa; Actiniaria; Aiptasiidae
Product: signal-induced proliferation-associated 1-like protein 1
Exons: 22
Biological process (GO): regulation of small GTPase mediated signal transduction; activation of GTPase activity
Cellular component (GO): cytoplasm
Molecular function (GO): GTPase activator activity; protein binding
Source: RefSeq, a predicted model, not a curated record